Messenger RNA from Micropterus dolomieu (smallmouth bass), 7760 nucleotides. It is a transcript of the gene abca1b, whose product is annotated as ATP-binding cassette, sub-family A (ABC1), member 1B. NCBI's taxonomy places the organism in Eukaryota, Metazoa, Chordata, Actinopteri, Centrarchiformes, Centrarchidae. Gene Ontology annotation, molecular function: ABC-type transporter activity; ATP hydrolysis activity; lipid carrier activity. The transcript is spliced from 49 exons. Gene Ontology annotation, biological process: transmembrane transport; lipid transport. The record is from RefSeq and is a predicted model, not a curated record. Gene Ontology annotation, cellular component: intracellular membrane-bounded organelle; membrane. Bases 38 to 7039 code for a protein of 2333 amino acids.
AGUUUUUGUCCCGCAGCUGCAGCUCAAUGCGGAGCAGAUGCUGAUGAAGGAAGGCAGAGGAGCACCCGAGUGUCCGAGGCUGAAGAACAACACCGACGCCGAGAGAGCGGCUGACAGUCAUACGGGCGGAGAGACGGCGGCGGCAGGGAUGUCUGUCUCCACACAGCUGGGUCUGUUGCUGUGGAAGAACUUCACCUACAGGCGACGGCAGACGCUUCAGCUCCUGGUGGAAAUCGUCUGGCCGCUCUUCAUCUUCUUCAUCCUCAUCGCCGUGCGGCUGAACUACCCUCCGUACGAACAGCAUGAGUGUCAUUUUCCCAACAAGGCGAUGCCGUCAGCUGGCACGCUGCCGUGGCUUCAGGGAAUCCUCUGCAACGCCAACAACCCCUGCUUCAGAAACCCGACGCCGGGCGAGUCACCGGGCGUCGUCGGCAACUUCAACGACUCCAUAAUUUCUCGCCUGUUUUCGGACGCUAAGAAGAUUCUCCUGUACAGUCAGAACGAUAAGAACCUGGACGGAUUCAAGGAGCUGACUCAGGCUCUGCAGGCGCUGCAGCAGAGCCGAUCAGGCUUCCAGCUGAAGCACUUCCUGCGGGACGAGGAGACGCUGUCCAGCUUCCUGCUGAGGAACGCCUCCUUCUCCGAACGCCACACUCAGCAGAUCCGAGACGCCGACAUCAACCUGGAGAAGGUCCUCCUGAAAGGUUUCGCGGUCCACCUGAGGGACAUGUGUCCCAGGAAGGGGGGCAAGGGGAGACUGGAGGACUUUGUGACGAUCUCGGACCAACAGCUGGCGACGCUGGUACAGGAAGCGAUCUGUCAGGCCCCGCCCACCUGGCUGAACCACGCCGAGGAGCACUUCCUGAACAACCUGGACUUCUUCAAACCCCUGCGGAGGGACGUGAAGUCCGACCCCCAGGCCGUCCAACAGGUCGUACGGGCGACCAACAGCCUCCUGGACAGUCUGGGUUCUCUGGCAGUCGAGUUGGCCAGUAUGAAGAGCUGGGUCGACCUGAGGAACGAGAUCAUCUUCCUGACGCAGAACGCCACGUCGUCGCCCAGCACCAUGUACCAGGCGGUCUCCAGGAUCGUGUGCGGUCACCCUGAAGGCGGCGGCCUGCAGAUCAAAUCCCUGAACUGGUACGAGGACAGCAACUACAAGGCUCUGUUCGGAAACCACAACAGCAGCGAGGACGAGCCCGCCGCGCUCUACGACAACUCCUCCACUCCGUACUGUAACAGCCUGGUGAAGAACAUGGACUCGAACCCGAUGUCCCGGAUGAUCUGGCAGGCUCUGAAGCCUCUGCUGAUGGGGAAGAUCCUGUACACCCCCCACAACCCCGCCACCCAGAGGGUCAUCCACGAGGUGAACCGGACCUUCCAGGAGCUCGGUGUGUUCAGGGACCUGGGCGGGAUGUGGGAGGAGAUGAGACCCAAAGUCUGGGACUUCAUGGAGAACAGCGAGCAGAUGGACGUGAUCAGGACGCUCCUGAAGAACAACAUCACCGCCAGCUUCUUCCACGCUCAGCUGGCCGACACCGACUGGACCGUGGCCGACGUCUCCAACUUCCUGGCCAAGCAGGCGGAGGACCCCCGGUCGGCGGGCGGCACCGUCACCUGGAGGGACGUGUUCAACGAGACGGACCAGGCCAUCAUGAGUAUCUCCCGCUUCAUGGAGUGUGUGAACCUGGACAAGCUGGAGCCGGUCUCCACUGAGGAGCGACUGGUCAACCAGUCCAUGCUGCUGCUGGAGGACAGGAAGUUCUGGGCGGGGAUCGUCUUCCCGGACAUCGACCCCAACGCCACCGAGCUGCCGGCCAAACUCAACUACAAGAUCCGCAUGGACAUCGACAACGUGGAGCGGACCAAUAAGAUCAAAGACGCGUACUGGGAUCCAGGUCCUCGUGCUGACCCGUUUGAGGACAUGCGGUACAUCUGGGGCGGGUUCUCAUACCUGCAGGACGUUAUUGAGCAAGGCAUCAUCAGAGCGAUGACGGGCACCAAGGAGAAGACGGGCGUCUACAUCCAGCAGAUGCCGUAUCCCUGCUACGUGGACGACAUCUUCCUGCGGGUGAUGAGCCGCUCCAUGCCUCUCUUCAUGACCCUGGCCUGGAUGUACUCGGUGGCGAUCAUCCUGAAGAGCGUGGUGUACGAGAAGGAGGCGAGGCUGAAGGAGACCAUGAGGAUUAUGGGACUGAAUAACGGCAUCUUGUGGUUCAGCUGGUUCAUCAGCAGCCUGAUCCCUCUGCUGAUCAGCGCCGGCCUGCUGGUCCUGCUGCUCAAGAUGGGGAACCUGCUGCCCUACAGCGACCCCGGCGUCGUCUUCCUCUUCAUGGCGUCUUUCGCCGUGGUGACCAUCAUGCAGUGCUUCCUGCUCAGCACGGCGUUUGCCCGUGCUAACCUGGCCGCCGCCUGCGGAGGAAUCCUCUACUUCACCCUCUACCUGCCCUACGUGCUCUGCGUCGCCUGGCAGGACUACAUCGGCUUCGGAGCCAAAGUCUUCGCUAGCCUCCUGUCCCCCGUGGCGUUCGGGUUCGGCUGCGAGUACUUCGCUCUGUUCGAGGAGCAGGGGGUCGGGAUCCAGUGGAAGAACUUGGUGUCCAGUCCUUUGGAGGAGGACGACUUCAGCCUCCGCACCGCCAUCAUCAUGAUGUACGUGGACUCCUUCCUGUACGGAGUCCUCACCUGGUACCUCGAGGCCGUGUUUCCAGGUCAGUACGGGAUCCCCCGACCCUGGUUUUUCCCCUUCACCAAGUCCUACUGGUCCGGAGAGAAAGAGGGGAGGUCCACCAACGUCCCUCUGAGCCGGAAAGGAAACCCAGAAGCUGUGUGCAUAGAGGAGGAGCCGGCCCACCUGGAGCCGGGAGUCUACAUCGAGAACCUGGUCAAGGUUUACCGUCACGGAAAGAAGCUGGCUGUGGACGGACUGACGCUCGGCUUCUACGAGGGACAGAUCACCUCCUUCCUGGGACACAACGGGGCCGGAAAGACCACCACCAUGUCCAUCCUGACCGGGCUGUUCCCCCCGACCUCCGGUACCGCCUACAUCCUGGGCAGAGACAUCCGGACCGAUCUGAGCGCCAUCAGACAGAGUCUGGGAGUUUGUCCACAACACAACGUCCUCUUCAGCAUGCUGACGGUGGAGGAGCACAUCUGGUUCUACGGCCGGCUGAAAGGGCUGUCGGAGGAGCAGGUGAAAAGUGAGAUCGAGCAGAUCCUGCAGGACACCGGGCUGCCGCACAAACGCACCUCCAGGGCCAACGCGCUCUCCGGCGGCAUGCAGAGGAAGCUGUCUGUGGCUCUGGCCUUCGUCGGGGGGUCGAAGGUCGUGAUCCUGGACGAGCCCACGGCCGGCGUCGACCCCUACGCCCGCAGAGGGAUCUGGGAUCUGCUGCUGAAGUACAGACAGGGGCGGACCAUCAUCCUGUCCACACACCACAUGGACGAGGCGGACAUCCUGGGAGACCGGAUUGCCAUCAUCUCCCACGGCAAGCUGUGCUGCGUGGGCUCGUCUCUAUACCUGAAGAACCAGCUGGGGACGGGCUACUACCUGACGCUGGUGAAGAAGGAACCCGAGGCGUCGCUCAGCUCCUGCAGGAACUCCACCAGCACCGUGUCCUUCACCAAGAAGGAGGAGGAGUGCGCCUCGGUCAGCAGCAGUGACGCAGGACUUGGCAGCGAACAUGAAAGUGAGGCUGCUGCCACCGAGAACGGCCCCGCGGCAUCCAUCUGCGACGUCCCCUUCGCCCCCCCCGGCGUGUCCCUGGUCUCGGGUCUGAUCCUGUGUCACGUCCCCGCCGCCCGCCUGGUGGAAGACCUCGGGCACGAGCUGACCUACAUCCUGCCGUACAGCGCCGCCAAGGACGGAGCCUUCGUGAAGCUCUUCAAAGACCUGGACCAGAAGCUGCCCGACCUCGGCAUCUCCAGCUACGGCGUGUCUGACACCACCCUGGAGGAGAUUUUCCUGAAAGUGGCUGAAGAUAACGGAGUCGACACUGAAGUGCCUUCAGAUGGUACGCUUCCUGUUCGGAGGCGGAGGAGGACGCACGCCUUCGGGGGAGGAGACCAUCAGAGCUGCCUGAGGCCUUUAACGGAGGACGACAACAACGACUGCAACGAGUCCGACGGAGACCCGGAGAGCCGGGAGACGGACUGGCUGAACUGCACGGACGGUAAAGGGUCGUAUCAGGUGAAAGGCUGGAGUCUGAGGAGGCAGCAGUUUGUGGCUCUGAUGUGGAAACGAUUUCUGUACGCUCGCCGCUCCAGGAAGGGCUUCUUUGCUCAGAUUGUUCUUCCUGCUGUGUUUGUGUGCAUCGCUCUGGUCUUCAGUCUCAUCGUCCCCCCGUUCGGAAAAUACCCGAGUCUGGAGCUGCAGCCCUGGAUGUACGAGGACCAGGUCACCUUCAUCAGUGACGACGCUCCCGGAGACGCCAACAUGCACAAGUUAUUAAACGCUCUGCUGGACGCUCCGGGCUUUGGGACGCGCUGCAUGGACGGACAUCCCAUCCCAGAGGCUCCCUGUACGUUGGGCGAUGAGGACUGGCAGACUCCUGCCGUCCCAGAAAGCGUCCAGCAGCUGUUCAGCUCCGGAAACUGGACCAUGGAGAACCCGUCUCCGGCCUGUUUCUGCAGCUGCGACGGCCACAAGAAGAUGCUGCCGGACUGUCCUGCCGGAGCCGGAGGACUGCCCCCCCCCCAGAUGAAUCUCAGCGCCACCGACACUCUGCAGAACCUGACAGGAAGAAACAUCUCCGACUACCUGGUGAAAACCUACGCGCAGAUCAUCGGCAAGAGCCUGAAGAACAAAGUCUGGGUGAACGAAUUCAGAUACGGAGGUUUUUCAUUGGGCGCUAGGAGCACUCAGGUCCUCCCACCGGCCAAUGAGGUUGACGACGCCAUCGAACGAGUCAGAAAGAUCUUUGAGUUACAGAAGGGAGCUGCUGCAGAUCGCUUCCUCGACAAUUUGUCGGGUUUCAUCAACGGGUUGGACACGAAGAACAACGUCAAGAUCUGGUUCAAUAACAAAGGCUGGCACAGCAUCGGGGCCUUCAUCAACGUGAUGAACAACGGCAUCCUGAGAGCGAACCUGCCCGCAGGCAGCGACGCCACCAAGUACGGAAUCAGCGCCUUCAACCACCCUCUGAACCUGACCAAGGAGCAGCUGUCCCAGGUCGCACUGGUAACAACCUCUGUGGACGUCCUGGUGUCCAUCUGUGUGAUCUUCGCCAUGUCCUUCGUCCCGGCCAGCUUCGUGGUCUUCCUCAUCCAGGAGCGAGUCAGCAAAGCCAAACACAUGCAUUUCAUCAGCGGAGUGCAGCCGCUGCUCUACUGGGUGGCCAACUUCAUCUGGGACAUGUGUAACUACAUCGUCCCUGCAGCGCUGGUCAUCCUCAUCUUCAUCUGUUUCCAACAAAAUGCCUACGUGUCCACCACCAACCUGCCGGCCCUCGCCCUGCUGCUGCUGCUCUACGGGUGGUCGAUCACUCCUCUGAUGUACCCGGCCUCCUUCUUCUUUAAGAUCCCCAGCACGGCGUACGUCGUCCUCACCAGCGUCAACAUCCUCAUCGGCAUCAACGGCAGCAUCUCCACCUUCGUCAUGGAGCUGUUCGGAAACAAUGAGAUUGGAGGAAUCAACGACAUCCUGAAGAACGUCCUCCUCAUCUUCCCGCACUUCUGUCUCGGUCGAGGACUCAUCGACAUGGUGAAGAACCAGGCGAUGGCCGACGCCCUCGAGAGAUUUGGUGAGAACCGGCUGCGCUCCCCGCUGGAGUGGGACAUGGUGGGCAAGAACCUGUUUGCGAUGGCUGUGGAGGGAGUGGUCUUCUUCAUCAUCACCGUCCUCAUCCAGUACAGGUUCUUCAUCAAACCCAGGCCCGUCAGUAAACUCACCAAGCUGGGAGCUGUGGGUGAGGAGGACGAGGACGUGGCCCGAGAGAGACAGAGGAUCGUCCACGGCCUCGGACACGGAGACAUCCUGGAGCUCCGACAGCUCACCAAGGUGUUUAAGAGGAAGCAGAAGCCGGCGGUGGAUCAGCUGUGUGUCGGGAUUCCACCUGGAGAGUGCUUCGGGCUGCUGGGAGUGAACGGAGCUGGAAAAACGACCACCUUUAAGAUGCUGACAGGAGACACGCUGGUGACCAGCGGAGAGGCCUUCCUGGCCGGGAAGAGUAUCCUGAGGGAGAUCGAUGAGGUACAUCAGAACAUGGGUUACUGUCCUCAGUUUGAUUCCAUCAACGAGCUGCUAACAGGAAGAGAACAUCUGGAGUUCUACGCCAUCCUCAGAGGAGUCCCCGAGAAGGAAGUCUGCGACGUGGCAGAGUGGGGGAUCAGGAAGUUGGGUCUAAUGAAGUAUGCCGAUAAAGCAGCAGGAAGUUACAGCGGAGGAAACAUGAGGAAACUGUCCACAGCCAUGGCUCUGAUUGGUGCUCCACCUGUCGUCUUCCUGGACGAGCCCACGACCGGCAUGGACCCCAAAGCUCGCCGAGCGCUCUGGAACUGCAUCCACAGUGUCAUCAAGGAGGGACGCUCCGUCGUCCUCACCUCACACAGUAUGGAGGAGUGCGAGGCUCUGUGUACCAGGAUGGCCAUCAUGGUGAACGGCAGGUUCAGAUGUCUCGGCAGCGUCCAACACCUGAAGAACAGGUUUGGUGACGGGUACACCAUCAUCCUGCGGGUGGCGGGGCCCGACCCCGACCUGCUGCCCGUCAUGAAGUUCAUCGAGAGCGAGCUGAGCGGCAGCACGCUGAAGGAGAAGCACAGGAACAUGCUUCAGUACCAGCUGCCAUCUUCCCUCACCUCCCUCUCCCACAUCUUCUCCAUCCUCGCCAAAAAUAAAGUGACGCUGAGGAUCGAGGACUACUCAGUCACUCAGACCACACUGGACCAGGUGUUUGUGAACUUUGCUAAGGACCAGAGCGACGACUAUCACUCCAAAGACAACUCGGUGAGACGGAAACACGUCUCCAUCGAAGUUCCCACGCUGAGCUCGAGCCGAGGAGCUGCUGAGGGGGGGGGCGCGCUGAGGGAGAGCGUCAUGUGAUCAAGUUCGGGAGGCUGAGAGGACGCCCCCUCCUCACCUGUUGUGAUGUCAUGCUGAUUUUAAUACUGUAGACGGAGUCACCUGCUGCCUCAUGCCAGUCAAUGCAGAUGAUUUCCUGUGGCGCCGCCGAGGCGCCCGCCGCCCGGACUGAGUGUUAGAGAAACUUGAAUAUCCGCCUUCAGGUUUUAUCUUCUGUGAUCGAAGCGUUUGUUCGGAAGCAACGAUGAAGAAUCCAAAUCAUUUCAAACGGCCGAGGGCUCGACUGCAAACAUCCGAUUCUUAGAAAACGUCUGAUUCCGUUUUUAUUGUGACUUUUAUUUAUAUGUGUAGAUGAAAGAGUGUCAUUACUGUUUCCUAUAGCGUUUAACAGCCAAUCAAAGUGCUCAAUGCAAAGUGCUGCACGAAGAAGAGUUGAUUCAUUUUCUAGUUUUUUAAAGAAAAUAAAAAGGAGCAGAUUUGUUUGUGUUGGCGUGAAGCAGUGAAAUACCUCAGCUCCUGAAAGCACACUACAGUAUUGAAGCUGGAACCAGCCGAUCGAUCAGUUCUCCUUCUCAUGUUGUGAUUGUUGGAUCAGAGAGAAGGAGCUUCAGCACUUUGUGUUCACGCCGUCAGUUCGUCUUUGCACUGUUUUAUUCUCUGAUCAUCAGGUGUUUAAUGUGACAGAAGGCUGAAGAUGAACUGUUACUGAACCACACGCAAUAAAAAGAAACCAGUCUGCAGA